CUACAUUGCUCUAUCGACUAGAGGCUGUUCACCUUGGAGACCUGAUGCGGUUAUGAGUACGACCAGGCGUGAGAACGAACCGCUCCCCCGGAUUUUCACGGGCCGUCGGGAGCGCGCCGGACACCCCAAGACUUAGGGUGCUUUGCCUGCCGUGUAGCCCUCGCUCCGGCUAAACCGAUUCCAGGGCAGGAGGCAGUUAAGAAGAAAAGAGAACUCUUCCCAGGGCUCCCGCCGGCGUCUCCGGGUUCGUUCGCGUCGCCGCCCACCAUCCACGCGCUGGCUCGGGAAUAUUAACCCGAUUCCCUUUCGACGGACGGGCUGACAGAACCAGCCGCGUUCGGCGGAGUUUUCCUGUCUCUUAGGGUCGGCUCACCCGUGUCCAACUGCUGUUCACACGGAACCUUUCUCCACUUCAGUCUUCAAAGUUCUCAUUUGAAUAUUUGCUACUACCACCAAGAUCUGCACCGGGGCCCGCUUCACCCAGGCUCGCGCCCAAGGCUGCGCCGCGAGCCCCGCGCCCUCCUACUCGCCGGCGCCUCGCGCUCGCGCCGGCGGCCGCGCAUCGGUGGUCCGCUUGAGCGCCAUCCAUUUUCAGGGCUAGUACCUUCGGCAGGUGAGUUGUUACACACUCCUUAGCGGGUUCCGACUUCCAUGGCCACCGUCCUGCUGUCUGGAGGUACCAACGCCUUUUGUGGUAUCUGAUGAGCGGACACUUGGGUACCUUAGCGCGGCGUUCGGUUCAUCCCGCAUCGCCAGUUCUGCUUACCAAAAAUGGCCCACUUUGAACGCGCCGUUCGCCGCCCGGGAUCACUCAAGCAUCCCGGGCCUCUUGCCCAUUUAAAGUUUGAGAAUAGGUGCAAGCUGUUUCAGCCCACAGGCCUCUAAUCAUUCGCUUUACCUGACAAAACCGUUGCGUUCAAGCUAUCCUGAGGGAAACUUCGGAGGGAACCAGCUACUAGAUGGUUCGAUUAGUCUUUCGCCCCUAUACCCAGAUUCGACGAACGAUUUGCACGUCAGUAUCGCUACGAGCCUCCACCAGAGUUUCCUCUGGCUUCACCCUACCCAGGCAUAGUUCACCAUCUUUCGGGUCCCGACAGGUGUGCUCCACUCAAACCCCUCACAGCAGGUCAAGGUCGGUUGGCAGGGCAUGCCCUUCACUUUCAUUCCGCACGCGGGCUUGCCACCCGGGUACUCGCACACGUGUCAGACUCCUUGGUCCGUGUUUCUAGACGGGUCGGAGGGGCCCGUUCCGUCAGCCGGGCCCCGGGCCGCGCCAGGACGGGAGCUGGCCGUAAAGCCCCGCUCCCGGGUUGAGGCGCGGCGCCGAGGCGCGGCUGACCCGGCGCGCAGAAGUGCACCUGGGGAGAACCCCAGGCUGAGUCGGCGCGCCGAAGCCGGGCCCAUCCGGGUUUCCUCCUACCGAUUUCAAGCACUCUUUGACUCUCUUUUCAAAGUUCUUUGCAUCUUUCCCUCACGGUACUUGUUCGCUAUCGGUCUCUCGCCAGUAUUUAGCUUUAGAUGGAAUUUACCACCCAAUUCAAGCUGCAAUCCCAAGCAACCCGACUCGACGAGGACGCAUCGUAAGGCCGCAACCCGCCACGGUACGGGAUUCUCACCCUCUCCGACACCCUGUUCCAAGGGACUUGAGCGGCGGGCGCGGCCGAUAACGCCUCUCUAGACCACAAUUCGGGGGGCGCUGCAUACGCGAGGCCUCCAGAUUGGCAGCGUGAGCUCAGCCCGCUUCAUUCGCCAUUACUAGGGGCAUCCUGGUUAGUUUCUUCUCCUCCGCUUAGUGAUAUGCUUAAGUUCAGCGGGUAGUCUUGCCUCAUUCGAUGGCGGGUUUCGAGGCGCGCGGCCGCACAGAGAGCGGCCGCGCGCCGGGGCGGGCGGACCUCGCUCUCUCCCGGAGGAGAGGAGAGGAACCGCGCACGCGUGGGGUCGCGAGGCAGAACGGGGCACGCGUCCGCCGGAGGUCUAGUCGUGGACUUAGCACUCCGGCGGGGACGCGGGUUAGACGCCGCCGCCGCGCUCGCAAGGCAGCCUUGGGCGGGCGCGCGAGGGAGCCGAGGCUCCCCCGCGCGGCCGCCGGCUCCGGAGACGAGAGAGAGAGCUCUCUCGCUCCGAGGAGGAUGGAGGCGCCCCUCGAAGAGACAUGCGUCCGAGCGGAGCCCGGAUGCGCCAUUUGCGUUCAAAGGUUCGAUGAUUCACUGAAUUCUGCAAUUCGCACUACGUAUCGCAUUUCGCUGCGUUCUUCAUCGUUGCGAGAGCCAAGAUAUCCAUCGGCAGGAGUUGUGGGGUUUCAUAAGUUGAGGCAGCGCCGGCGUGAGAGCCCGCGCUGCGCAAAGAGAGGGGGCCGUGGGGAGGGGAGAGCCACGCGCGCGCCCGAGGCGCACACGAGCACUCCACACUCACCCAGGCGCGAGACAAGAGGGGUGCGGGCCCGGGUCGGCUCAGGAGAGCCCCCCGGACAGCCGCGCGCUCCGCGCGAACGCGGAGCCCGCGACGGGGUUAGACGGGGUACGGUGCAACAUCGGUGUGGGUUGGAAAGACCGGUAAUGAUCCUUCCGCAGGUUCACCUACGGAAACCUUGUUACGACUUCUCCUUCCUCUAAAUGAUAAGGUUCGGACAGCUUCCCGCGGCGUCGCGGCUGGAGAACCAGCUGCGGCGCCGCAGUCCGGGGGCCUCACCGGAUCAUUCAAUCGGUAGGAGCGACGGGCGGUGUGUACAAAGGGCAGGGACGUAAUCAACGUGCGCUGAUGACACACGCUUACUAGGAAUUCCUCGUUGAAGAUUAAUAGUUGCAAUAAUCUAUCCCCAUCACGAUGCAAUUUCAAAAGAUUACCCGGACCUCUCGGUCAAGGUGAUAGACUCGUUGAGUGCAUCAGUGUAGCGCGCGUGCGGCCCAGAACAUCUAAGGGCAUCACAGACCUGUUAUUGCCGCGAACUUCCACUUGUUGAAGACAAGUUGUCCCUCUAAGAAGCUCCAGCGAACGGAGGGUUCGCGUCGCUAUUUAGCAGGCUGCGGUCUCGUUCGUUAACGGAAUUAACCAGACAAAUCACUCCACCAACUAAGAACGGCCAUGCACCACCACCCAUCGAAUCAAGAAAGAGCUCUCAAUCUGUCAAUCCUCACAAUGUCUGGACCUGGUAAGUUUCCCCGUGUUGAGUCAAAUUAAGCCGCAGGCUCCACUCCUGGUGGUGCCCUUCCGUCAAUUCCUUUAAGUUUCAGCCUUGCGACCAUACUCCCCCCGGAACCCAAAGACUUUAGUUUCCCGAAAGGUGCUGAAGGAGUCACAAAUGGAACAUCCUCCAAUCCCUAGUCGGCAUGGUUUAUGGUUAAGACUACGACGGUAUCUGAUCGUCUUCGAUCCCCUAACUUUCGUUCUUGAUCAGUGAAAACAUCCCUGGCAAAUGCUUUCGCAGUGGUUCGUCUUCCGCUGGUCUGAGAAUUUCACC
Messenger RNA from Emiliania huxleyi CCMP1516, 3457 nucleotides. RefSeq lists its product as hypothetical. The record is from RefSeq and is a predicted model, not a curated record. NCBI's taxonomy places the organism in Eukaryota, Haptophyta, Isochrysidales, Noelaerhabdaceae. The transcript has a single exon. The coding region runs from base 1833 to 2612 and encodes 259 amino acids.